Messenger RNA from Salvia hispanica, 1915 nucleotides. Its product is annotated as seipin-2-like. Gene Ontology annotation, cellular component: endoplasmic reticulum membrane. Gene Ontology annotation, biological process: lipid storage; lipid droplet organization. Lineage: Eukaryota; Viridiplantae; Streptophyta; Magnoliopsida; Lamiales; Lamiaceae. The record is from RefSeq and is a predicted model, not a curated record.
AAGUGAGAAGUUGUCCGUAAAAUACCAGUUUUCUCCCUCCAGCCAUGAAUUUCGAAGUACAACUCGUUAUGCACAUGGUAUGACUUCAAUCCAAAGAAGAAAAAGGUUGGUUUUCACAAUUCAGGCGAUAGCUUGCAAAUGGAGGAGACGAAAUCGAGCACGCAAUUCGACGAAUGCGAUGAUGAAUUUCAUGAUGCGGUCGACGAAUUCGAAUUUUACGACUGCCGCGAGAAUUUUUCUGAUCAAACUGAAUCCAGUCGUGACGAAUUAAUUUCAAAUCCCAGCUCUAAUCCUCCUCAGGAAGACAAAUCCCCGGCGCUGUCGGUUCUCCGGCGCCGCAGGUCUCGUUCGAGUAAGAAAUCCUUCGGAGAUGGCCCGGCAGAGCUGGCGAAGUUCGGCGCGGCGGAAAGUGUGGACAGAUACUUGAGAGAGAGAAGAAAUGUCUCGCUUUCUCCGAAAUUCGAGGAGCACGAGAUGAGAUUGGAGGAUACGAAGCCUGCUUUGCAGAGUAAUGAGACGAGCGAGGAGAAAUCGACGGUAACGGAUGCAAUCGCCGCAGCUCUUGGCGAAGAAUCGAGCUGGAGAGGAAAUGAGGAUUCGAAUCCGGGAUUCCUGCUCAAGCUUCCCGGUAUAGUAAUCAAGCGAAUCGCUUUGCUAGUCAAAAUUGUUACGUUUACUAUUCGAUUGGUGUAUUAUUCGUACAUGAUUGUGUUUAACCCUUUGGGGCUUUUAUUGCCAUUGCGAUGGUUUAUCAUUCAGCAGUUGAAAAAAAUUUGGAAUCUCAUGUUUGGAAUUGUUUCAGAAUAUGUGUAUGAAUGGUUGAAAGAGCAGCGAGCGAUUUGGAAAUUAGGUUUAAAAUGUGGUUGGGGAUUGUUGUGGUCAGCUUAUGUGUGCUCUGUGUUGCUUGGAUUGCUGGUCUCGGCAUUUGUGGUGGGCGGUGUGUUGAUAAGAAUGGUGGUGGAUGAGCCGAUUAGGAUGACUAGGAGCUUGAAUUUCGACUAUUCGGAGAAGAGCCCGGUGGCGUUGGUGCCAAUUAUGUCUGGUGUGAAGAUGAAUGUGAGGCAUUUUGUGGAGAAGCCUAAGAUCUUGAAGGCCGGUGAAUCAAGGGUCGUGCCACGUGAUCAUGGGGUGCAUGUUACUGUGUCUUUAACAUUGCCUGAGUCUGAAUACAACCAACGUCUUGGGAUGUUUCAGGUCAGAGUAGACUUCGUUGCUGCUGAUGGCCAAAUACUCGCAACAUUAAGACGUCCAUGUAUGCUUAAGUACAGGAGCCAGUCGAUCCGCCUCCUCCUUACUUUGCUCAAGGUUGCGCCCAUUCUGACAGGCUACACAUCAGAAACCCAGAAACUGAAAGCAAACUUCAAAGAUUUCACAGAAGGCGAUCCCCCAACAGCAUCCAUAAGAGUUAUUCUCGAGCAAAGAGCCGAAUAUUCACCCACCGGUGCAGGCAUCCCAGAAAUAUACAGCGCGUCCCUGACCCUCGAGUCCGAACUCCCUCUGCUAAAAAGGAUCUUGUGGUUCUGGAAGAAAACGGUGUUUGUAUGGGUUAGCAUGAGUGUGUUUAUGAUUGAGUUGGUUUUCGCUCUCCUCUGCUGCAGACCUCUCAUAAUCCCCAAAAUAAGGCUCUGGGAACCCACGCCUCAAGAGGGCGCCUCUCACUACAAUCGUCCCCGUCAAAGCUGAAACGACAAGGAUGAGGAACAGCAAUAACAAUGCGCUCUCGUGCACGAGGGGGUGCUUUGUGUUAUACUACCUUGUGUGUACUCGACAGCAGAUGCAUUUUUUGGCGUAGAAGAAUGUGUAAGUAAGGUUUUUUCACACUUUGAAGUUGUAGCCAAGUUGUAUAUAGUUAGGAUUUACAUUAUUUGAGAACUCUGCUGCUAAUGCAAGAGCAUAUAUAUGGUUGUUUUCUUUA